Exophiala viscosa is the source of this 1430-nucleotide messenger RNA. RefSeq lists its product as uncharacterized. The record is from RefSeq and is a predicted model, not a curated record. The coding region runs from base 40 to 1308 and encodes 422 amino acids. The transcript has a single exon. Lineage: Eukaryota; Fungi; Ascomycota; Eurotiomycetes; Chaetothyriales; Herpotrichiellaceae.
CAGAAAAUCCUAAUAAUUGUAAACAGUCACCAACUGCCUAUGCGCGGCGAGAUGCUGACUUUGAUCACAGACAUUCGUUUUCAACUUCGAGCGGACGUUCAGCAUCGAGAGCCAUUUGUACCCUUCCUCAACUUUAUUCAGAGAAAAAUUGACGCCAUGACCAAGACGAAAUCAACGACGUUUCUUACAGUACUAACGACUAUUCUAUUUGCUUCCCUGUUACGCAUUAUUCUGGUCCCGCCAAUUCCACCGCCAGUCCCUGAUUUGGUCAAAGUAUCGACUUUGGCAAAGUCUUUCGAGCCAUUGAUCUUCUACUCGGAGAAUGGAUAUGCGCAGAUCACAGCAUUGCAGGAAACAAGUGUAGCAGUAUGGGAUCUCGGAGAGUCAGUCAGAAGCGCAAACAUGACAUCGGCACCAAUGAUCGUUCGCUCGCUUGACGAAUUGUCUGAAAGCUUGAAGACGCUCGGGUUGGAGUUGACACGGUUUUUUGCAGAUGUCGACUCGGACGUUGACAGUAUCCUGCUUGUCAUGGACUGGGCGAAACGCGAACUGGAGGGUGUGUCGUCCGGUCAAGGGGCGUCUUUUACAGGUGUGGUGUUUGACCAUUUACACGGCAUCUUCAACAGGGGCGGAUUGCUCGAAACGUCCAAAGGACCAACACCGUUGGGGAAAAUGUUGACCGACAUUUUCGGUGCGAGUUCACCUCAGAGGACGAGGACAACCCUCACAAGGACAUUCCAUGAGUUCGUGAAUGUGCUCGAGGAAUCCAUCAACAGCGAGUUGACUCACUCGACCGCACUGUUCGCCCUGUUCGAAUCAAUUGACCGCCAGUUUCUAAACUUGCAACGAACCGUCGUCAGAGAGACAGACACGCAAGAAAGAUUGGAGAGUGACCUGCUAUCAUCUCUCUGGACUAAACUCAUGGGUCCCAACUCGGCGAUGCUGCGGAAGUACGAGAAGAACAAACAGCUAUUGUCGAGUGUACGAGCGAGGACGGUGAACAACAAGCAUCUCCUGAUGGAGCACCAUGGCAGAUUGCAGACACUGAAAGUCAACCUAGAGACACUUCGGAGAAAAUUGGUCAGCCCGCUUGUAAGGAGGAAUGACUCUGUCAGCAUUGACAGUGCCAAUGUACUUGAUCAACAGAUCAAGGGUUUGGAAGGGACAUAUGAUUAUCUUCGAGCUGUCCGGGAAAGGCAAAAGGGUAAACUCAUGGAGAUGGUUUACGGUGCAAAGGCUGGCAGGCCUAGGCUUGUUGGUAUUAACGGAGGGUUGGAAGGUGUUGCCAUUGACGCGUAUGAGUUGUGAAGAGACGACAAGCAAAUCUGGGACAGGACACUGGUCUGCAUGGAGCUUUGCCAGGUUAUGUGAAGUAUUCAUGUUAGCAUUAUCAUUCUAGUGGAACAUAAGAAUAUCAUUAGUGAGGCAUG